Neurospora tetrasperma FGSC 2508 is the source of this 909-nucleotide messenger RNA. RefSeq lists its product as uncharacterized. The transcript is spliced from 4 exons. NCBI's taxonomy places the organism in Eukaryota, Fungi, Ascomycota, Sordariomycetes, Sordariales, Sordariaceae. The coding region runs from base 1 to 909 and encodes 302 amino acids. Gene Ontology annotation, molecular function: UDP-glycosyltransferase activity. The record is from RefSeq and is a predicted model, not a curated record.
AUGGCUCCGUCGCACUUUGAUCCGCACCCCCCCUCGCAGGAUUCUGGUGGUGCUCCAAUUCUGGAAGUCUGCCGUACUCUUGCCGCCCGAGGCCAUGUCAUCGAGUUCGCGACUCUCGAGGGGCGUGCCGACCUUGUUGCGGCAUACCCUUUUGCCUCAACCGCCCACCUGGUCAGCCGUGCCGUCACACCCAGCGAGGAUCGGCAGCUUUACGGCAAGUUCAGCAGAUGGGACAGCAAGACGCAGCGCGGUCGCAAUGAGACGAUUGAGUGCAAAAAGUUCUACGACGACCAGACAUAUCUCGCUGGCGUCCACUCUAUGCCCUCCCUCAAGCCCAAACAGGACAGUCUCGUGCUUGUCAACUCGUUCUGGGGCCUCGAACCCGCAAAGGAUGUACCGCCACUCCUGCAACCCGUUGGUCCUCUUCUGUCAGACGGCUACACGCCACUCAAUGACACCACUCACAACUUCCUAAACACCAAAACCUCUGUCGUCUAUGUCGCCUUUGGCACCCAUGUCAUUCUCACGCCCGAGAAAGUGGACAGGCUGAUGCGAGGGCUUUGCUGUGCUCUUGAGCAGGCGAACCAACACCCAUCUUGGCUCAUCCUGCAGUACGCCCCCCAGAGGGCAGUCUUGGAUCAUCCGUCCACCACCCUGUUUGUGACCCAUGCCGGGCCAUCGUCAGCCAACGAGGCCCUGUUCCAUGGUGUUCCAAUGGUCUCUAUGCCCUUUCACGGUGGUCAAAUUCAACAUAAUCUUCGCCCGGUGGCCGCUGGCGUUGCCAAGGGUGUUGACAAGGCUAUUUUCACACCCGCCCAACUGGCGUCCACAAUCUCUGCCAUGAUGGUCGAUAGCGACGGUGAAAUGCACAUCAUCUUUUCAUCGGAACGGUCCGCUUCGUUGGUGUAA